This is a messenger RNA of Ordospora colligata OC4, 864 nucleotides long. RefSeq lists its product as uncharacterized. The record is from RefSeq and is a predicted model, not a curated record. The transcript has a single exon. Lineage: Eukaryota; Fungi; Microsporidia; Ordosporidae. The coding region runs from base 1 to 864 and encodes 287 amino acids.
AUGAAGCAAGCAGAUGUUAACACACCCAUAGCUACAGUAGAAAUGGGAUCUGGAAUGCUGUCAAGAAUAAUUGGAUAUGUGCGUGACAUUGGAUUGAAUACGAAGGAUUCAAAGAGAGACUUUACUACAGAGCAUCAAAAGCUUGAGUGCAAUGUAUACUUUGUUACCAAAGACAUGAAGAGAAUUGGAGCAUAUUUAUUGAAGCCUACUGGAGACCAUCCUCCAAGGUUUGUAAUUGCAUUGCAUGGAAGAGGAUGUUCAAGAGAGUGCUAUCGCUCUGAGUCCAAGAUUGGGUUUCUGUGCAGCAUGGGAUAUUAUGUACUGAUUCCAGACUAUCGAGGAUUUGCAGACUCUGAGGGUAUGUUUGAGAUUGAAAAGGUGAACCUUGACAUUAUGGCAUGCUUUGAGUAUUUGAUGAGCAAUUUUGGAGCGAACGAGAUAGAUGUGGUUGCGCAUUCGCUUGGGACAGGGAUACUUGCAGAGUAUUGUAGGUAUGUAAGGAGCAGUAAAAUUGGAGAAUGUUACAUGCCUCGCCGGGUGGUAAUGAUAUCGCCGUUUACUUCUAUAAUGGAUGUUGUGUCUGAGUCGUUUGUAUGGAGACUGCUAUGUGUGUUGAUGCCGUGGGCAAGAAAGAUUGUGAGUAGAGAGAUUGGAUAUGAUGUGAUGGGAAACAUCAAGCAUAUGGAUAAAAAAGGAAUAUUUUUGUAUCAUGGGGCAAGGGACGAUGUUAUUUCUUGCAAGCAUGCAUAUAUACUAUCGAAGGUGCAUGGCCUGAAGCUUAGGCUGAGUGAUCAUGAUCAUGUGUCAAUUCUUGACGAUGAUAAUCUUUGGCAGGGCGUUUAUGCGGAUUUUGUGCAUGAAUGA